Cladocopium goreaui is the source of this 690-nucleotide messenger RNA. Lineage: Eukaryota; Dinophyceae; Suessiales; Symbiodiniaceae. The record is from the annotation of a GenBank genome assembly.
AUGGCAGAGGGGCAAUCUGUCGAUGAGUUUCCUCUUGGUCAGCACGCUCAGAUCUGCGGGCUGUCAUCAAAGCCUGAGCUCAACGAUCAGUACUGCGUCUCCAAGGGCAUCAACCCUGACAAUGCUGAGCGCUUGUUGGUUGUCACCAGCAGUGGUGCGCAGCUGUCAUUGAAGCCCACCAACUUGAGGGUAACGGAGCUCUUGCCGGGAUCACAAGUGGUGGUUGUGGGAUUGACCAGUGCAUCAGGCUCCAAGCUGAAUGGAAAAAGCGGCGAAGUGCUGAGUUGGCACGGCGACCGCUGGAUCGUUGAUAUGAAUGAUACUGAGCCGAAAGAGCGCAAAUCGUUCAAACCCGAGAAUGUGGUCAUAGUGCCGGAGCGUGUAACCAAGAAACGUAAAGCGGAGGAGCCACCUCCUGAGGAGAAGAAGAUGAAAACUUCGGACCUCAGAGACAUCGAAUCUUCGGAUGAGACUGUGGUGGCACGCUGUUUACUGCGUUUGCUUCGAGAGUUUGAGAUUGUGGCGCAGAAGUGCAUUUGCGUUCUCGCCACGAAGACGAGCAUGACAGUCAUGAACGAACUGGCAGCGCACCUGACAGAUAAGCAGGCUUGGAUGUCAACACUGUGUCCAGCUGAUGCCAACCCAAGAGGCCCAAGACUGUUUCUGGAAACUGCAGCUGAGCGAAAGUGA